GGCCCCCGCCUUUGAGAGUAGACGGCAGACCCGUGCGUGCUUGUGGUUUGUGGGAGAGACGGGCGCUGGAUGUUUGAAUUCCAAAGUAUGUGAGAAUGCUCAAUCUUCACACCCGGACGGAUCCGACAGUGCAGGAAAGGGGACUCGCGUAAUUCUGGGACCGCAUUUUGCAUCGCGUCUCCUCGAGCUCCGUGCUGAGUCUCGGGUUGGGAGGGAGGUGGGGCCCCGGGCCAGCGUCGCUGGUACAGAGGGUCGGCGGGCAGCCCCGCGCGCCCGUGGCCAUGUUGCCUUUAACGCCCUGCCCCUUUGCGCGGCCUUCUGAGGGUUUCCAGGGCUGGCCCGGGUUGCUUCCCACCCGUACGCUCUCUCUUACCCCCAGACAACCCCAGCAGGCAAGGCUCCCCGGAGCGGAGACCUUUUGACUCCCCGCUCCCUCUUUCCCACCUCCGCCCAGGCCCGGAGCGGCCCUCAAGAGCCGGACCUCGCCCGGCCCCGGCUGGGACCAUGGUGUUUCUCUCUGGCAAUGCCUCGGACAGCUCCAACUGCACCCACCCGCCGCCACCGGUGAACAUUUCCAAGGCCAUUCUGCUCGGGGUGAUCUUGGGGGGCCUCAUCCUUUUCGGGGUACUGGGGAACAUCCUUGUGAUCCUUUCCGUGGCCUGCCACCGGCAUCUGCACUCGGUCACUCACUACUACAUCGUCAACCUGGCGGUGGCCGACCUUCUGCUCACCUCCACGGUGCUGCCCUUCUCCGCAAUCUUCGAGAUCUUGGGCUACUGGGCCUUCGGCAGGGUCUUCUGCAAUAUCUGGGCGGCGGUGGACGUCCUGUGCUGCACUGCGUCCAUCAUGGGACUCUGCCUCAUCUCCAUCGACCGCUACAUCGGCGUGAGCUACCCGCUGCGCUACCCCACCAUCGUCACGCAGAAGAGGGGUCUCAUGGCUCUGCUCUGCGUCUGGGCGCUCUCCCUGGUCAUCUCCAUCGGGCCUCUGUUCGGCUGGAGGCAGCCGGCCCCCGAGGACGAGACCAUCUGCCAGAUCAAUGAGGAGCCGGGCUACGUGCUCUUCUCCGCGCUCGGCUCUUUCUACGUGCCUCUGACCAUCAUCCUGGUCAUGUACUGCCGGGUCUACGUGGUGGCCAAGAGGGAGAGCCGGGGCCUCAAGUCCGGCCUCAAGACCGACAAGUCGGUCUCGGAGCAGGUGACGCUCCGCAUCCAUCGCAAAAAUGCCCCGGUGGGAGGCAGCGGGGUGUCCAGCGCCAAGAACAAGACACACUUCUCCGUGAGACUCCUCAAGUUUUCCCGGGAGAAGAAAGCGGCCAAAACACUGGGUAUCGUGGUCGGCUGCUUCGUCCUCUGCUGGCUGCCUUUUUUCUUAGUGAUGCCCAUUGGGUCUUUCUUUCCUGAUUUCAGGCCCUCAGAAACAGUUUUUAAAAUAGCAUUUUGGCUCGGAUACCUAAACAGCUGCAUCAACCCCAUCAUAUACCCAUGCUCCAGUCAAGAGUUUAAAAAGGCCUUUCAGAAUGUCUUGAGAAUCCAGUGUCUGCGCCGAAAGCAGUCUUCCAAACAUGCCCUGGGCUAUACUCUGCACCCACCCAGCCAUGCCCUGGAGGGGCAGUACAGGAACCUGGUGCGCAUUCCAGUGGGAUCCGGAGAGACCUUCUGUAAGAUCUCCAAGACGGAUGGGGUCUGCGAAUGGAAAUUUUUCUCUUCCCUGCCCCGUGGAUCUGCCAGGAUUACAGUGCCCAAAGACCAAUCAGCCUGCACCACUGCCCGGGUGAGAAGUAAAAGCUUUUUGCAGGUCUGCUGCUGCAUGGGGCCCUCGGCACCCAGCCAUGGAGAGAAUCAUCAAAUUCCAACCAUUAAGAUCCAUACCAUCUCCCUCAGUGAAAAUGGGGAGGAAGUCUAGAGGACAGGAAAGAUCAGAAGGACAGGGGCAUGAUCUUAGGCACCCACUCCGCUUCCUACUGGGAAGGCCAGUUCACAUUUUGUGGAUGAUGAGACAGGACCAUUAAACCAGGGACCGUCUGGGAAUGGGCUGGGGAGGAGACCUGACUCUUGGGCAGUGGGUAGGGCUUAGGGAAGAGGGAGGAUGUCACACAACCAUCCCGUUCACAAUGAUGAUAAACAGCAUUUCCUUGAGGCUGAUGCUCUCUGGGUCAUCCUCUGAGCCCGCUUUCCAUGUCUGGCCCUUUCAACGAAAAACACCAUGGGAAACAGAACUUCAUACACAAUCCAAAAGACUAUAAAUAUAGGAUUAUGAUUUCAUCAUGAAUAUUUUGAGCAUGCACUCUAAGUUUGGAGCUAUUUCUUGAUGGAGUGAGGGGAUUUUAUUUCCAGGCUAAACUUACUGAGAACCACUUUGGAUUUUUACGGGGAGAGGGCCUGGAGAGGAAGAGCCUUAAGAUGGCGGCCGGUAUCCAGACACGUUAUUUUUAGAGCAAGUUUUACACUCCACCAUUUCUGACACAUCCAGUUUCUCGGCUUGGGUGAAACUUGACAGUGAGAGUUACCUUUGGCUAUAAUGUGACUGCUUCUGAUUGCCUAAGGAUGAGAGUGGGGGCACUCAUUAUGUCUCUGAUAUAAUGGAGGCACGUCAUCUACACUUGGGUCUAGAAAGAGUUGAAAGAACCAGUCGGGGAAAGAUGGCUUUUCCUAAUGGAAGACAGUAAAGAUGAGGGUCAAUUUUUCAACUUAACUUCUACGGACAGAAUUCCAUUAAGUGGCUCAAAGAUCAGGUGGAAGAAGGCUUCUUGUGUAACAUACUUAAAAGAUCAAGAGGUUGGGUUGGGGUAUGCUAAUUUCAUGCUAAGAUAGACGCUGCAAAAUUACUUCACAGCCUUUUCAACAUGGCCUAGAAAGUCUUUUUUUUUGGCAAAUCACUUACCUUUUCCAGAAUUCCAUUAUGAAAAAACAGAGCUUAUAAUAUUUUGAAAGGCACCUCAUGACUCCCAUUUUUUCUCAGCUGCUUCACUGCUGCAUAAUGAGUGAAGUCCACAGUCCCUGGGGCACAUGGGACAUGUUGGAAUGAGUCUGAUGAUCCAGAACUUUGAAAGAUACACACGCUUAGCUUGGGAGGAUGCUUUCUGGUCACC
Molecule: messenger RNA, 3091 nt
Organism: Physeter macrocephalus (sperm whale)
Lineage: Eukaryota; Metazoa; Chordata; Mammalia; Artiodactyla; Physeteridae
Gene: ADRA1A
Product: adrenoceptor alpha 1A
Exons: 2
Coding region: 505-1905 (466 amino acids)
Biological process (GO): phospholipase C-activating G protein-coupled receptor signaling pathway; cell-cell signaling; regulation of cardiac muscle contraction
Cellular component (GO): plasma membrane
Molecular function (GO): alpha1-adrenergic receptor activity
Source: RefSeq, a predicted model, not a curated record